This is a messenger RNA of Fusarium vanettenii 77-13-4, 1641 nucleotides long. RefSeq lists its product as uncharacterized. NCBI's taxonomy places the organism in Eukaryota, Fungi, Ascomycota, Sordariomycetes, Hypocreales, Nectriaceae. The record is from RefSeq and is a predicted model, not a curated record. Gene Ontology annotation, cellular component: fungal-type vacuole membrane. Gene Ontology annotation, molecular function: basic amino acid transmembrane transporter activity. The transcript has 6 exons. Gene Ontology annotation, biological process: transmembrane transport; basic amino acid transport. Bases 1 to 1641 code for a protein of 546 amino acids.
AUGACGGGAGAAGGUGAUCGUGAGGGCAUUUACGACGGAUCCGUCGUUGUACCCAAUGCGUCCGAGGCGUCACCGUUGUUGGAACCAGACACGCCGAAGCCAGGUUAUGUCACACUUCCAGAGUCUCCUUGUGAUGAGAACUGGAAACCUUCCGAAGGCUUCUGGUGGAUCGAGACAGCGCUAUGGGCCAAUGUUCUCCUGUUAGGCUUUGACGGUACAGUCACGGCCUCAACAUAUGUGUUGAUCAGCUCUGACUUCGGUGCUGCCAACAAUGCAUCAUGGUUGACGACUUCGUACUUGAUCACGAGCACAGCUUUUCAGCCGCUCUAUGGCCGCUUUUCCGAUAUCUUCGGGAGACGUGUGUGCUUCUUGGUUUCCACCGAGACUUUUAUGGUCGGCUGUGUUGGCUGCGCAAUGGCACAGAGCAUGUUUGAACACUUGUUGAAGACUGACUUGGCAGCAACUGUUGUCAAUUCUGAUAUGAUCCCAUUGGGGCAGAGAGGCAUGUAUCAAGCCAUGCAAAACACUCUGGUAGGAUUCGGAGCAAUCUUGGGAGCUUCGCUCGGUGGAGUGAUUGCAGAGAGCAUUGGUUGGAGGUGGUGUUUCCUUCUGCAAGUCCCUGUGUCGUUGCUUGCUCUCAUCGUCGGGUAUCGUGUGCCGGAGAACCCUAUUGACACAAUCCUGGAGUUUGCACCGGAGCGCAAGGUUCGCUCCGCGUUGGAGUAUCUGGAUAUCUCGGGCGCCUUCAUCCUCGUGCUUGGGCUUAUGGCCCAGCUCGUAGGACUGAGCUUUGGUGGUAAUGUCUACCCGUGGAAGAGCCUUCCAGUCAUUGGUAGCUUGGCACUCAGUGGUGUUUUGUUGGUUUCGUUCCUGCUUGUGGAAGCUAAAACCAAAGCCAUUCCUGUGAUUCCGCUCCAGAUGCUGAAUGGAUGGCAACCCGUUGCAGUGCAGCUGACCAAUCUCUUCUCCGGCAUGGCCUCCUACGCUUAUAUGUUCAUGAUCCCAUUGUAUUUCCAAGCGGUUCGUGGCGACUCUCCAUCAACGUCUGGGGUUCGCCUCAUGAUUCCGUCUCUUGCAACGCCAAUUGGAGGUGUUCUCGCGGGGACGCUGAUGCGUCAGGGUUGUCGACUAUCACUCAAUGUUCGGAUGGGAACCGCAAUGAUGCUUUUGGGAAACGUGCUUGCAGUAACGAUGGGGACGCAUGGGUGUCGAUGGAAGGAAUUUGUAUAUCUAGUUCCGGCGAACCUAGGGUUGGGGCUGACAAACCCUAGUGUUCUCUUUAGCUUCAUUUCCUUCUUCCAGCACAGAGAACAAGCGGUCGCAACCUCGACUGUGUACUUGAUACGGUCAAUGGGCGCCAUCUAUGGUAUCACCGUCACGUCCGCCAUCAUCCAGAAUGUCCUCGUCGAACGACUGCCUGAAGCUCUAGGGUCGGCAGCCACUCCAGAGCUCAUCGAGAGGUUGAGACAGUCUAUCCUGGUGCUUCGGGAUCUCCCUCCAGAGCUGCAAACCGCAGUGAGAACGCUGUACUGCGACGCACUCAGGGUAGCCUUUGCAGCUUCGAGUAGCUUCGCAUUACUGUCAUUUAUUUUCUCAUGGGCAGCAAAGACAGGUAUGCUGAAAAGGAAGUCUCCAACCUGA